Lytechinus pictus (painted urchin) is the source of this 1810-nucleotide messenger RNA. RefSeq lists its product as uncharacterized. NCBI's taxonomy places the organism in Eukaryota, Metazoa, Echinodermata, Echinoidea, Temnopleuroida, Toxopneustidae. The record is from RefSeq and is a predicted model, not a curated record. Bases 100 to 1248 code for a protein of 382 amino acids. The transcript has 5 exons.
AGUGUUUCUUGAAGUAUGUCCAUUACAUCGCCAUGAUUGUUAUUUUAUUGCAAUUAUCCGUUGAUUCCUACAAACCAAAGACAAAAGAGCUUCAGGGAAAUGGUACCACGUUUCGCAAACGCACGGCAAACCAAUAUCGAUAAGCGAAGAGCAUCUAAGAAAGCAUUACAAAUCGCCAGCAUGGCAGCCAUCACGAAUGUUGGAAUUUAUUGGAUGAUAUUCAUUGGUUUGAUGUUAGGACCAAUGGGCUUCGCUGAUAUAUUUUCGACGGAUAAGAAAUCUUCAAAAUACACAAUGAGGCUAGCGAUCGAUGGUGAUUACAUUGGCUGCUAUCAACAAAAGUGCAUGGAAUCACCUUACCAUCUAUUCGUUUCAACAUUAAACACACCGGACUCUUGUACAGCAAAGUGUAAAGAAGAUGGAUUCUUAGUUGCAACUCUGUACAACCUUACUAAAUGUGGUUGCACCUGUCUCCAUGGUCUAUCGGUGGAGGCAUGUCUUGUUAAGAAACUAGAAGAUAAUUUCUGUGGUUUACCAUGCCAACAUAACUCUAAGAAAAUGUGUGGUGGUUAUACUGCAAUGGCAGUGUAUCGAGUUGCCUUGAAAAACGCCUCUAAAACCAACUGCAGUGUCGAUUUUCAGCAGAAUCGUGACAUUGGCGAUAUUGAUUCUAAUGGAUCUACAGAAGCUUUUGGCUUCGUGCCAAUUCUUAUCAUUGCUGGAGUCGGGGCAACCGUCGUCAUAUCCCUUGUUGUGACCUUUGCAUGCGUAAGAAAGGUGGAUCGCCGAGUUAUCUACUCACCCCGUGAUCACUCAAGCAGAUGGCGUGCCCAUGCGACGACUCAGGAACUCGAAGAGCGCCCUCUCGCUAACCAACAGAAUCCAAGUAAUAUACUCGAACUUCCACCACGCAGCCUUAGCAGUAUGCAGCAGGCCUCUGGUGCUGAUUCAGAACCAAAUACAGAAACUCUGAAUAAUGAUACCACUGGUGUAGAGAUGCCCGUGGUGGAGUCAAAUUUCUACCAUGUCCUCGCCAAUGAAGAUAACAUCGAGAUGGACAACGGAGGACUGUCGCCGACAUCUGAAAAUGCGUAUGCAUACGCUGAUUGUCAAUCUUACAUGGACAGCUUUGUGCGAUCAGCAGCUUUUAUUCAAAGGCAUGGUGAUAUGAAGCCGUAUCCUGAAGAUACAGAAGAAAUAGAACACGGAAUGAUCAACAAUGAACUUUAUGCCAUCUCCCACAAGUGAUAUUAAAGAAAAAAAGUGACUUACAUGCAUGUCAAUCGCUUGCUGGUGACUCAGUGUCACAUAAAUCAUUUUUUAGUAGCAGACGGGAUAUACAAAAUAAAAAGACACAUAAGUGAUAUUAACUGCAAAGACACAUAAUUCUCAAGGUAUACGUAUAUUCCUACAUGACAGUAUUUUUUAGACACAUUUUAAAUUCAAGGCUAUAUAAACCAAUGCAGAAUAAAAGGCAUUACAUUAAUUGGCUUUAUUUAGGGCAUGCCAAUGAAAAGUUUGGGAACCUGUCGAGUACAAAUUGUACUUUUUGAUAAAAUCUCAGUGUGUAUGUGCAUAUGUACAUGCUCAUUAACAAUUAUAAAAAUGAAGUGUUACUUAUUUCAAUUAAUACAAUAAUAAUACAGGUUUCGCAAUAACAUGUCGCAUAUCUAUCUAAAUACGUAAUGUGAAUUUUCUACAAUCUUGCCUUUAAAAAAUGUAAAAACACUUGGUAUGAGUAUUUUCACAUACAGUCUUAACGAUUAAAUAUCAUAAUAAUUAAACUUGAAAUUAUAUGAUGAAACCUCCC